AUGUGGUGUGUCAGUAUGUACUUUGGUGAUACCUACGUCGGUGCCAUAGUAGCAGACGUGGGUGCAAGUACUAUUAAAUAUGGUCAAUACGGUAAAGAUACUCCUGAUGCCAUAAUACCUUCGUAUCUCCUACAAAUAGAUAAUGAAUAUCAUUUGUUAGAAUUCCAAAAUGGAGCUCUUAAUGUAAACAAUCAAUCUGCCGCAGUAAAUAGGUUGGUUUGGGGCACUGAUCAACUGGAGUUCAAUGCAAACUCUGUUUGUAAGUCUUUAAAUCUGAUAGAUUCCAAAUUAAGCUGUUUGGAUUCCAUCAAUUGUGAGUCUAAUGCUAGUGAAUUGUCCAAUAAGCCACUGAUGUUGUGUGAACCGAAUGUUGAUUGUAAGCACUACCGGGAAAACUUUACCGAAGUUUUAUUUGAGAAUUACGGAAGUCCAGGGGUAUAUUUUAGCAAAUCAGCUGUACUAUCUGCCUUUUCCACUGGCAGAUUGACUGCUUUAAUAAUUGAUUUGGGCGCUAGGUUGAAUUCACUUGCAGCGGUUUCUAAUGGACGGUUAUUAACAGGCAAUUCUGUGGUAGAGAGUUGCGUUUCUGGUAAUUAUCUUGACUUUUGCUUCGCCAACAUGGUUUUAGAUGGUAAUUGUGAGGAUUUGCUCAAUCAUAAUUUGGUGGCUAAGGGUUAUGAUCAGGCAAUACUUUCAAAUUGCCACAACAAUGGAAAUCAAUUGCAUAACGUUUAUGUACAUGGACUAGUAAAGGAGCUUCGUGAAACUUUAUGUGGUGUAUCACAAAUUAAGCCUAACUACAACUCUUCAAUAGAAGGAUUGAACAUCAAGAAAUUGUCCAACAUAACACAUACACUGCCAGAUGGUACCAAUAUCGAUGUUACCAAUCUAACUUACUCGGUUGGAGAGUUGAUAUUCACAGAUAGUACUGAAUUGAUGCGAGAAUUUGGAAUAAGCGACCCAAAUGGACAUACAUACAAGGGGCUCCAUACGCAAAUAGUGGACUUUGUAAAUUAUCAGAUAGAAGAUUUAUAUCGCAGAGAUUUAAUCGCAAACAUUUUCAUAACUGGAGGGCUUACGUCUACAACAGGUCUACAAGAACGACUGGUGAACGAAAUGUCUAGUUUCAUACCGAACGACGAAACUGUGAUGAUGUGGACGAGGCUCAAGAUAUCUUCACCUCCUAGAAAUAGUGAACGUAGCUUUUCUAGCUGGCUUGGAGGAUCAAUUUUGGCAUCCAUGCCAAGCUUCCAUGACAUGUGGAUUAGUAGGCAGGAAUAUUGCGAGCAUGGAUCGCUAGUAGCCCAUCUCAAACAAUUUUAA
Molecule: messenger RNA, 1323 nt
Organism: Babesia microti strain RI
Lineage: Eukaryota; Apicomplexa; Aconoidasida; Piroplasmida; Babesiidae
Product: Actin-related protein 4
Exons: 3
Coding region: 1-1323 (440 amino acids)
Biological process (GO): regulation of transcription by RNA polymerase II
Cellular component (GO): NuA4 histone acetyltransferase complex; SWI/SNF complex
Molecular function (GO): chromatin binding
Source: RefSeq, a predicted model, not a curated record